AUGGCGUCAUCCACUGCACCUGCACCUGCCCCUAGCUUUGAGUUUGAUCAUGAUGGUGAUGAUGAUUCAGAUCCUGUUUUUCCACCGGACUUUGAUCCCGAUCAUGACAUUGAGUUUAUUCAUUUAGACCAGCCCUUGGAGGAUCCUGUAGCCCCUGUUGAUCCUUUGUUUGCCGAUCUAGCUGACUUUGACAUGGAGUUCGUUGAUCCGGAGCCUGCUGUGGCCCCUAAGCCAGUUGUUGCUCCCGACCCCGCAUUAGAGCAUGACCCUGUUCAUGCCGAUGCACCUGUUGUUGCUCCUUUCAUUGAUGAUAUACCUAUUGAUGAUCAUCCUGUUGUUGUUCCACCAUUAGUGGAUGAUCACACUGCUGAUGCCCAGGUUGAUGCUCCACUGUUGUUAGAGGAUCCCGUUGUUGCACCAGCUCUCGCACCACCCGUUGCGGACCUCCCUGUUGUCGCACCACAUCCUGAUCCUAUGCCAGUGAUGUUAGACCAUGCACCUUUUGCGACCCAUAUUGAUCCAUGA
Molecule: messenger RNA, 525 nt
Organism: Helianthus annuus (common sunflower)
Lineage: Eukaryota; Viridiplantae; Streptophyta; Magnoliopsida; Asterales; Asteraceae
Product: magnetosome-associated protein MamJ-like
Exons: 1
Coding region: 1-525 (174 amino acids)
Source: RefSeq, a predicted model, not a curated record